Messenger RNA from Rhipicephalus sanguineus (brown dog tick), 3595 nucleotides. RefSeq names its product tetratricopeptide repeat protein 19 homolog, mitochondrial (gene Ttc19). Gene Ontology annotation, cellular component: mitochondrial inner membrane. Lineage: Eukaryota; Metazoa; Arthropoda; Arachnida; Ixodida; Ixodidae. Gene Ontology annotation, biological process: mitochondrial respiratory chain complex III assembly. The record is from RefSeq and is a predicted model, not a curated record. Bases 25 to 1101 code for a protein of 358 amino acids. The transcript has 3 exons. Gene Ontology annotation, molecular function: protein binding.
CUUGAACACUUGAAGGCAUGCUAAAUGGCGUCAAUGGCGUCCUCGUACCGUGUUCUAUUUCGCCUUGUUAGGCGACCGUUUAACUACAUAUUCAAGCAAAGUAGUUCGCCAACGUCGCAGAUAAGUUCGUCCAGUUUCCCGCAAGUCACGCAGAGCUUUUGCCAGAAGUUGCCAAGCUGCAAGAAUGCCAUGUUGGCAGGGUUGCUGUCACUUCUUGGGCUGCAGGAGCGUGAACCAGAGGACCCACUCAUUCACACAAUCAAGCUUGGCAUAUUGAACCUUCAGAGACAAGAUUUCAAUAAGGCUGAGUCAAUGCUUCAUAUAGCUCUCAAGAUGGCCCAAGAGCGGGAAGAUCGCCAGGCUGAGACCUACAUUUUUGAUGUCCUGGCUAAUGUAGCAUUUGAGAAAGGCGACUAUGAUAAGGCUGAGAAACUCUUUGUGGAUGUCAUGAAACGGUCUAUUGCUGCUGGGAUGCCACGUGAUGACAAUGCCAUUGUUGAGAUGUCACUCAAGCUUGCUGAAAUUUAUGAUCACCGCAAGGACACAAAGAAGGCUGAGCAGGGAUACCGCUUUUGCAUCGACACCCAGGAGAAAAAGUUGGAAAAAAAGGAUUACUUAGCCUGUCUUUCCGAGCUAAGUGAUGUUGAAAAGGAUACUUUGGUGCUCUGGGCACGAAGCACAGAGGCCUUUGGACGGCAUCAACUGGAGCAGGGGAGAAUCUUCGAAGCACAGAAAUGCUUUGAGGAUGCACUUACUGUCUCUAAAAAGGUUAAUGGCAUGGGUCAUGAAGUUACUCUUUCAUUGUUGAAUGAUGUUGGCACUGUGGCUUCAAUGCUGCAUGACUAUGACAGAGCGCUGAAAUUGCUCAAAGAAGCAAUUGCAGUGGGCCGUGACAUUAAGUCAAGCAAUCUGGCUGUGUUCUACUGCAACUUGGGCGGUGUGUUAAUGGAGGAGGGUCGAAGCUAUGCAGAAGCAGAAGAUGCAUGCCGGGAAGCCCUAAAGCUGGCCAACAAAACAAACAACAGUGAAGCUGCAGCUAGGUCUCGUGACUGCCUGGAGGAGCUAAAGAAACGUGCCCCCAGAGCGGUGUUUGUGAGGUGAUCAAUGACUCCAUGAGGCGUUCCGCUGCUGCAAAGUGUUCUGGUUCUGUUCUGCUCCUGCCUGAUGUCUCUUGUUGCAGCAUGUUGGCAUCAAUUGCGCUGUCGUGCAGUUGUGCUUGCACCUUUGAGUUGCCACUUUGCUGAUAGCAAAAGUCAUCGUACAGCAUCUAGUCACAAACAUGUAUCCAUGGAGCUAGAUGGACGACUCCAAGAAUAGCAUUUGUCCCAACUGUGGUACAGCUCUGUCUGGUUAAGCAUGUUUGCUUGCGGCUAAGAAGUCUCCUUCUAUGUUCCUAGCCUGCACUGCCUUUAAUGGUCUUUAGGAGCCUGUAUGUUAUAUAGGCACUGUGCACAACUGAGGUGAAGUGAUUGUGCGUAGAUAUAUUUCCUUACUGAAAGCUCCUAUCCACCAAGGUUAAAAUGUGAUGCUUGGUACAUGUGAAUGUUCUUCGACUAUUUUUCCGAGUGAUAUUUUUUUCAUUGAGCACUACUAGCUAUGUGUUGUAAGCAUAUGUAUUUGAAGUAUGCACAAUGUACAUUGCACUGUUAUUGUCAUUAAAGAUAUUGCUAUCUGACACUCCGUGUGACAAGCGUGGAAGCAUGAACAUUGUUAAGCAAUAAAGUUAGAAGCAUUGUCCAAUCUUAUCUUAGCAGUGACUUGCCUGCUAGUGGAACAAAAGUAUCAAAAAGUGAUCUUUCAAGCUGUGUUAUGGUGGAAUGCUACUAGUACAUCAGCAGCCUAAAAUUAAAAAUGUGCAACUGCUGUGCUAUCAUUUUUUUCUUUAUGUAGAUUAUUCCAUGGAGUCAUUGUGCUAAUGUAUAUGUGUGCAUCAAACACAGUAACAUUACACAUGGUAUUAAAGUUUAUUUGUAUGCAUGAAAGCAGUUGCAGAGUGGCAGCAUUUCACUUCAUGUGAUGUCACUCUGUGUAAAAUCUGCAUAAAAUUGAGAAAGUGCUUGUUUUACUACCCAAAGUGGGUGGUUUCCGCAAACUAAAAAUAACGUGCUCUAUAUUGUAUAGUAACUUGCUGCUUAAGGACAGCCAGUUUUAUUUUCAUAUGCUGCUAAAUGCUGGUUCAGCUUGAAGCGUGAACCUGUGCCUGACUUUCUGGCGCAAGCAUAGGAGUUUGUGCUGGCUGGUGAGUCGCAGCAGCAAUCAGUACAAUGCAGGCUUGAAAGCUCGAAACAUGUACUGUACCUUCUGCAUGUUUUCUAUUCCCACCCUCACUUCUCAUGUGUGCUUACUGUUUCUGUUAUAUUGACAAACUUAAGUCAAGGGCAUUAAAACCCAAAAUGACUUCAUGUAUUUUUUUGUGUGGUAAUACGAUCUUGAUUUAUAUACGAAGGGAUGGGCCAUCUCCCCUCUUGUGUGAAUUCACCCCUCUUGUGUGAAUGCUGGCUGCAGAGCGAUCUGAAUCACGUCACAUAUCACGUGACUGAUUCGUCCGCGAUCACAUCCAUCGUGUGAAUACAGCUUUGUGGGUACUAAAAAUUGAUUUGUGAAUAUUAGAUACCAUGUCCUUCUUGCUGCUAAUUUGGGAUCAGUUGUAUGCAUCACUCUCUUUGUUUCUGUAUUGCAGCACUUCAUGCCAUUUCACUUUUGAAUGUUUUUGUUACACUGCAUUGAUUUAUUUAUGGGCAUUGGCCAAGGUCAGCAUGAACUGAAGAUCAUGCUGGCUGACAUAUUUGAUGGUGUGUACACUUCAUAAUUGUUUUCCAAGUAGUCAGAAAGUGGUAGAACACUUGCCGACUUCAAAAGUUUUAUUGUGAAGUGUUUAAGAGCUUGCUUGCAAGUGUAAUUUUGACAUUAGUGUAACUAUUUUUACUGUUCAGUUAAGGGGACAUUUGCUCUUGAGGAAUGCAAUCGCCAGCCAAAGUUUUAGACCUUGAUUUUUUCUGACCGACUAGAUUCUUUGUGCCUACCCACAGCAGCAUUGCUCUGAUAGAACCAAGGUGUUACAAGAACUUAAACUUUGGCCUCUAUUAGGUAAAUAUUUUGCUAAUAAAACUUCAUGACUGUUCCCUGAGUGCCUCUUCAGGUGAUCCUACAGAACAAAACUUCUGUUAAAAAAAAAAAGAUACAGCCAACAUCCUGAGUGAUAUAGUAGUUUGUAGUAUCUUUUACCAGAUUUCUGUAUUUUUAGGCACUGGCAGUAGUAUUUUCUCAAAUUUUAAGGUUGGCAGGUCGGCUGUAGUACAAGUGUUAACGCCAUAUAUGAAUGGACGAGUCACAUUGAGCAGGAUAUUUUUAUGCUCAUUGAAGUGUAACUUCUCCAGUGUAUAAUAAUUUGUUUAACCAGUAUGUCUUAUACAAAAUAUAUUUGUAGUACAGUUAUUUAUUGAGCUGAAGAUUUGUUGCAGCUUAGUGGUGUGGCACAAAGUUUCUCCUGCUGGCACAUUGUUCUUGGUAAUGUUGUACACCUUUUUUGUGUCCUCUGUAUGGUGAAUUUACCUGUAAUGCAAAGUAACAAGAAAUAAAAGAGAAAUGCACUUCA